AUGAUGGAUCAGCAUCCACUCCCAUUUCUGACGCACAGUCCAAUCGAUCCGGGUUCCAUUGAUGGUGAGAAAGCCACCGCUUAUGCUCGUGGUGUCCUGAAUCGACUUAAUGCCGCCUUGGCCGCCAGCGACACUGAAGCCCUCGAGAACUGUUUCUAUUCAGACCAGGCAUCCUGGAAGGACCAGCUGGCGCUGACAUGGCAUCUACGCACAUUCCGCUGCCAUAAUACAAUUGCAGCGAGCUUUCUGGACACGGCAAGGCUAAGAGGUCUCUCUUCUGGAAUUACAAUUGACGGUGAGGCGGUGUUUCUUUCGGCCACGCCUGCCCUCGUAUGUCCGGAAUCACCAAUUGCAUACAGUCCGUCUCUUCAGGAUGCAAUGAACUUUGAGACAGAUGUGUUCAUUAUCGGUGCUGGCAAUGCCGCCAUUGCUCUCUCUGCCUGUCUAAAGGCUCUUGGUGUUGAAAGCGUUAUGGCUGACCGGAACGCUCAUCCUGGCGACAAUUGGGCACGUCGAUAUGACUGCAUGCGAUUCCAUGUUCCAACUGCGUUCUGUGAUCUUCCCUAUAUGUACCGAGCAACAGUCUAUGACGAAGAGCUUCGAUCUCCUCACCUGCUCACACGACAAGACCUGACAUCCCAAGUCCGUCGAUAUGUCAACUCAUUCAACCUGAAUACACUCCACUUGGCUGAGAUUCAGUGGACUGAGUACGACGAGCUGGCGAAAAAAUGGACGAUCGCGUUCCAGACCCCGGCUGGGCAGUGCAAAGCUACCUCAAGUCAUCUCGUCCUCGCAACGGGUAUUGGAUCCCUGAAGCCGAACAUACCGUAUAUUGCAGAGCCGCAUAUAUAUAAAGGAAUCAGUAUCCACUCGGCAGAGUACAAAAACGCUAAGCUGCUGAAGGAACAAGGGGUCAAGUCUGUCGUGCUCAUUGGCUCUGCAAACACCGCAUUUGACGUCCUGGAGAAUGGCCACAGCGCUGGCCUUAACGCAACAAUGGUUGCACGAUCGCCCACAUAUAUCGUGCCUCUUGAAUACGUCUAUCACCAGGCCAGCCUGGGCACUUAUGAUACGGAGUCGAUGCAGCCGAUAAUCUCUUCCUCUCACUGCCAACAUUUGUGGACGGACAGUUGUGUCGUGGAUUGUUUUCCGCGCUCGCAUCGGCUGAACUGGAACGAUACGCCGCAGUCAAGGCAGCCGGGCCCCUGUUCUCAACAGUCGAGAACCAACAGCACUUGUCUCGACACGGAUGCGAUCAUAUGGUGUACUGGCUUUGCUGAUUCGAAUGUGGUGACGACUGCCACUGAAAUUCUGGGUGGCAAGUCAGACGUGACUGUGGCUAACACGAAGAUUGAUGAUCAGACUGGAAGGGCACAUGUUUUGACUCCAGGAGGCAUUGCCUCGCACUUGGACACGACCUGGGGUGUGGAUGAGGAGGGUGAAAUACGUGGCAUGUGGAAGCGGCAUUCGCACGUUGAGAGCAUCUGGAUCAUGGGAGGUUAUACACAGCAGCACUGGUGGUACUCACGCAUACUUGCUCUUCAGAUUAAAGCAGCCCUCCAAGGUAUUCUCCCGCCGGCCUAUAGGCAUGAUCCGGCACCAGAAAAGUAA
Molecule: messenger RNA, 1611 nt
Organism: Aspergillus nidulans FGSC A4
Lineage: Eukaryota; Fungi; Ascomycota; Eurotiomycetes; Eurotiales; Aspergillaceae
Exons: 6
Coding region: 1-1611 (536 amino acids)
Molecular function (GO): oxidoreductase activity
Source: RefSeq, a predicted model, not a curated record